UUUAGGGUAAGAGGACCUGGGAGGAUACCUUUGAGGAGCCACCCAAGUUCCACGCUUAUCUCUCCCCCUACCAGGAUCCCAAGCUGUCAAGGAGAACUAAUGGUUGCCAGUCAUAGAUAUAUAAUUUUAUUUUCCCUAACUUUUGAAUGGAUAUCUCGCGGAUUUUCUAAAAUAUGUUCAUUCAAAAUAUAGUCAAGAUAGUUCUUAGACAAAAAAUAAAUAUUGAGUAUUUCAGAAAAAAGUAAUAGACGACAUCCUCAGGAGUAUUAUCACAGUUUUAAAUAUGUCGUCUACCCUGAAGCCCUACUUGAACGCCGUGAAGAGGACCCUCGAGGCAGCCAUGUGCUUAGAGAACUUUAGCUCGCAGAAGGUCGAACGCCACAAUAAACCAGAAAUUGAGAUCCAGGAGUCCCCUGAACUAUUGCUGAACCCUGUCAUAGUUUCAAGGAAUGAGAAGGAAAGAGUUCUCAUCGAACCAUCGAUAAACUCGGUGCGUGUAUCUAUCUGUAUAAAGCAAGCAGAUGAGAUUGAGAAGUUACUCACCAACAAGUUUACCAAAUUUAUGAUGAGACGAGCAGAGAACUUUGUCAUUCUUAGGAGAAAAAAAAUCGAGGGUUAUGAUAUCAGUUUCCUGAUCACAAACUUCAACACGGAAGUCAUGCUUCGGCAUAAACUUGUAGAUUUCGUAAUUCACUUCAUGGAGGAGAUUGAUAAAGAGAUUUCCGAGAUGAAGCUGGCGGUCAAUUCACGAGCUAGGAUCUGUGCUGAGGAGUUCUUGAAACGUUUCUAAUCAAUUAAUCAAUUAAUUCAUCUUCCACGGUGUUCAGCAUCUGCCAUCAUAAAGGGAAAGAUUCCACAAUAGUCAUAAGUUGCCUUAAGCAAUUCAAUUUUACACUACAAAGAACUGACAACGUAAUUUCUAGUGACAUCUAAAUAUGAAGUUGCAAUCCCGAUUUACAAGUGUGCCCUUAUUACUUUUAUCUCAGUUUUAAGAUAAUAACUAUUUUGAACCAAAAAAAGGUCUUCAAUGUAUCAUUGUGAAUCCCGAUUUACAACGGUGCUCUUAUCACUUUUAUCUAUUUUAUUUAAGAUAAUAACUAUUUUGAACCAAAUAAAGGUCUUCAAGGUAUUAUUGUGAAUCCCGAUUUACAACGGUGCUCUUAUCACUUUUAUCUAUUUUAUUUAAGAUAAUAACUAUUUUGGACCAAAUAAAGGUCUUCAAGGUAUCAUUGUGAAUCCCGAUUUACAACGGUGCCCUUUUUUAUUUUUAUCCCAAUUAUAAGAUAAUAACUAUUUUGGACCAAAUAAAGGUCUUUAAUGUAUCAUUGUGAAUCCCGGUUUACAACGGUGCCCUUUUUUAUUUUUAUCCCAAUUAUAAGAUAAUAACUAUUUUGGACCAAAUAAGGGUCUUCAAGGUAUCAUUGUGAAUCCCGAUUUACAACGGUGCUCUUAUCACUUUUAUCUAUUUUAUUUAAGAUAAUAACUAUUUUGGACCAAAUAAGGGUCUUCAAGGUAUCAUUGUGAAUCCCGAUUUACAACGGUGCCCUUAUCAUUUUUAUCCCAAUUAUAAGAUAAUAACUAUUUUGAACCAAAUAAAGGUCUUCAAUGUAUCAUUGUGAAUCCCGAUUUACAACGGUGCUCUUAUCA
Molecule: messenger RNA, 1647 nt
Organism: Eurytemora carolleeae
Lineage: Eukaryota; Metazoa; Arthropoda; Copepoda; Calanoida; Temoridae
Gene: Arpc4
Product: actin-related protein 2/3 complex subunit 4
Exons: 7
Coding region: 284-790 (168 amino acids)
Biological process (GO): actin filament polymerization; Arp2/3 complex-mediated actin nucleation
Cellular component (GO): actin cytoskeleton; Arp2/3 protein complex
Molecular function (GO): actin filament binding
Source: RefSeq, a predicted model, not a curated record